This is a messenger RNA of Aspergillus fijiensis CBS 313.89, 886 nucleotides long. Its product is annotated as cornichon family protein. The transcript is spliced from 4 exons. The record is from RefSeq and is a predicted model, not a curated record. Bases 266 to 682 code for a protein of 138 amino acids. Gene Ontology annotation, biological process: endoplasmic reticulum to Golgi vesicle-mediated transport. Lineage: Eukaryota; Fungi; Ascomycota; Eurotiomycetes; Eurotiales; Aspergillaceae. Gene Ontology annotation, cellular component: COPII-coated ER to Golgi transport vesicle; endoplasmic reticulum membrane.
UCACCGCCUUGGCCAGCUUCCCUUCGCGGCUUUUCCCUAUCGGGGCGAAUCCACAACCGACUCACUUAUGAACUUCAUCACCUGCUCGCAUCCUCCACCCUCCCCUACUACUACUCUUUUCUCCUCUCUUCCUUUGGUCUUCCUCUCGUAAUAGCGCUUACCGUCGGCCUCUAUUGCUUUUCAGCACGUCUCUUACUCUAUUCUUUUGAGUCUUUGCUCUUGCGGUCUUCAAUAACUAUCUCCCAGCCCCAUAUUCUUGCCCACCAUGUCCGGUGAAGCCUGGCUCUAUCUGUUGGCGGUGUUGAUCAACGCCGUCAACUUAUUUCUUCAAGUCUUCUUCACGAUUAUGUACAGCGACUUGGAAUGCGACUACAUUAACCCGAUUGACCUCUGCAACCGUCUCAACGCUUAUAUUAUCCCCGAAGCUGCUGUCCAUGCAUUCCUUACCAUCCUCUUCGUCAUCAAUGGCUACUGGGUCGCUAUUGUACUCAACUUGCCUCUGUUGGCGUUCAAUGCCAAGAAGAUCUACGAGAACCAGCACUUAUUGGAUGCGACCGAGAUCUUCCGCAAGCUCAACGUGCACAAGAAGGAAUCCUUCAUCAAGCUGGGCUUCCACUUGAUCAUGUUCUUCUUCUACCUCUACAGCAUGAUCGUUGCUCUUAUCCGCGACGAGUCGCACUGAAUUCGCAACAAGGCGGACCACGCGAUGCGCAACGGCCGCCCUGGCUAAUGUAUCGCGGGGCGUCAAGCCUUGUCCUUUCGUUGAAACGGCCUGGAUGAAGCAUGGUUCUGCAAGUAUCAACCUCGCUGCUGCAUUCCGAUUGGGUUGAAUUCGCUACACUGCAGAUAUCCGCUGGGAUGCAUUCGAUGCGACCGGGCGCCUGCA